Molecule: messenger RNA, 1326 nt
Organism: Rhinichthys klamathensis goyatoka
Lineage: Eukaryota; Metazoa; Chordata; Actinopteri; Cypriniformes; Leuciscidae
Gene: prkar2ab
Product: protein kinase, cAMP-dependent, regulatory, type II, alpha, B
Exons: 10
Coding region: 37-1311 (424 amino acids)
Biological process (GO): regulation of protein phosphorylation
Cellular component (GO): cAMP-dependent protein kinase complex
Molecular function (GO): cAMP-dependent protein kinase regulator activity
Source: RefSeq, a predicted model, not a curated record
UAGAUGUGUGUGAUUAUUGACCGCUGAGGCGUCAGGAUGAGCGAGAGGAUGAGUGUGGAUGUUCCCGCGGGAUUGACGGAUCUCCUGAAGGGAUACACCCUGGAGGUUCUGAAGCAGAGGCCCGUGGACCUGCUGGAGUUCGCGGUUCAGCACUUCACCCGCCUGAAGGAGCGCAGGAGCUGCACGAUCCGGAGCAGAUCCCCGGUGACCCGCGGAGUGGCCUUCGACCAGGACUCUGCUCCCACCGACGAGGAGGAGGAACACGGAGAAGAGGAGGAGGAGGAACACGGAGAAGAGAAGGAGGAGGAGGAACACGGAGAAGAGGAGGAGGAGGAAGAUGACUUUCCAGAUGAUUUCACUUUCAAAGCUCCUCCUCCCAGUAAAUGCAACAGACGGGUAUCAGUGUGUGCGGAGGCUUAUAACCUUGAUGAAGACGAAGACGAGGCCGGCGAGUCGAAGGUGGUUCACUAUAAAACAGAGGCUCAGCGUCAGCGUCUGCAGGAGGCCUGCAGGGACAUACUACUGUUCAAAACACUGGAGCAGGAUCAGUUCGCUGAGGUGUUAGACAGCAUGUUUGAGGUGCUGGUCAAACCACACGACAGCAUCAUCAAUCAGGGGGACGAUGGCGAUAACUUCUACGUCAUCGAGAGGGGUGUGUUUGAUAUCCUGAUCCAGAAGGACGGCGUCAGCUGCUGUGUGGGUCGCUAUGAUAAUAAAGGCAGCUUCGGUGAACUCGCCCUCAUGUACAACACGCCGCGGGCCGCCACCAUCAGGGCCGCUCAGGAGGGGGCACUGUGGGCGCUGGACAGAGCCACGUUCCACAGACUCAUCGUGAGGAAUAAUGCCAAGAAGAGGAAAAUGUACGAGCACUUCAUCGAGAGCGUGCCGCUGCUCAAGUCCCUGCAGCUGUCCGAGCGCAUGAAGAUCGUCGACGUCCUGGGGAUGAAGAGCUUCAGAGACGGAGAGCUGAUCAUACGGCAGGGAGAUUCGGCCGACUGCUUCUACAUCGUGGAGUCUGGAGAAGUCAGGAUUAUGAUCAGGAGCAGAACUAGCGCAGGUCAGAGGUCAGAGCAGGAGCUGGAGGUGGCGCGCUGCACGCGGGGACAGUACUUCGGCGAGCUGGCGCUGGUCACCAAUAAACCGCGAGCGGCGUCAGUGUACGCGGCAGGAGAGACCAGGUGUUUAGUGAUCGACGUGCAGGCGUUCGAGCGUCUUCUGGGCUCCUGUAAGCAGAUCCUGAAGAGGAACAUCUGGCAGUACGAGCAGCAGCUGGAGGCCGUCUUCGGGUCCCGAGUCGACAACACACACUGAACACACACUCAACAC